Ictalurus furcatus (blue catfish) is the source of this 4951-nucleotide messenger RNA. RefSeq names its product limb development membrane protein 1-like (gene lmbr1l). The transcript has 17 exons. Bases 390 to 1871 code for a protein of 493 amino acids. Gene Ontology annotation, molecular function: transmembrane signaling receptor activity. Lineage: Eukaryota; Metazoa; Chordata; Actinopteri; Siluriformes; Ictaluridae. Gene Ontology annotation, biological process: signal transduction; receptor-mediated endocytosis. The record is from RefSeq and is a predicted model, not a curated record.
GAGAAACAAAAACCUUCGUCUCAGGGGAAACCACGCCCACUUUGUUUUAAACUCAUUAACCACGCCCCAUUUCCCGCCCCUUCUUAUGCGUAUGAGAGCGUGGGUCAAAAUGUUUGCAGUCUGUUUGUGGUUCCUUGCGUGUAAUUUACUCGUUCUUUUCGGACUGUAGCUUGUCGUGACCAGUAAUACCAAUCUUUAAAGCUGUAGCAAUGUAGUUUAGGAUCUACUUCGCUGGUAACUUCUCCGGUUUAAAGGGACAUUAACGGCUGGAUGUAACGCUCUGAUCAAAGAAACCGCCUCUACUGUAACAAACGGCAUCUUUGUUUCUGGUGGUUUUAGUCGAAAUGCCUGUAUCUUAAUUUCAGUUCCUCAGGACAUGAUUUCGGAGGAUGGAAACGAACGACGACGUGUCACUUAGAGAGCAGCUCUUCCACGACCGGGUCCGAGAGAUCAUCAUUUGCGUGCAGCUCUUUGUCUGCCUAUACAUCUUGUCCUACCUCAUUCUGACACAUUUCAGGAAGAAUGCCGAGUUUGUUACGGAUGAUGUUGAGGAUGCCACUGUGAAUAAAAUUGUGCUGUGGUUGUGCACGUUCACUCUCUCUGUAGCCGUGGGUGCAGUUCUCCUCCUGCCCAUUUCCAUCCUGUCCAACGAAGUCCUGCUGACUUUUCCGCACAACUACUACAUGCAGUGGCUCAACGGGUCGCUUAUCCAUGGUCUCUGGAACUUGGUCUUUCUCUUUUCCAACCUCUCCUUGGUCUUCCUCAUGCCCUUUGCUUACUUCUUUACAGAGUCAGAAGGCUUUGUUGGUUCCAAAAAGGGUGUCAUGGCCCGGGUGUACGAGACCACUGUGAUGCUGCUUCUGCUCAGUCUACUGGUGCUUGGCAUUGUGUGGGUGGCAUCAGCGCUCCUCCAUGAUAACAUGGCCAGGGAAAAUCUCUAUGACCUGUGGGAGUAUUACCUGCCCUAUCUCUAUUCUUGCAUCUCACUGUUCGGAGUGCUGCUGCUAUUAUUGUGCACUCCCUUUGGAAUGUCACGAAUGUUCAGCAUCACUGGAAGUUUAUUGGUUAAACCACGGCUGCUGGAGGAUGUGGAGGAGACGAUGAACUGUGCUGUGUUUGAAGAGGCUUCUCUAUCCAGGAAACUCAACAAUAACAGCACCUCCUGCUGGCUGAUCCUGAAUAUAGAGGCAAUGAAGAGGCAGUUUGUGAGCAUACAGGCCAAGCGCAUGGCUCUGGAGACUCGGAGGAAGGCGUCUGCGUGGCAGCGUAACCUGGGCUACCCACUGGUCAUGCUGCUGCUCCUAGCUUUAACUGUGGUGUGUGUGCUGAUGGUGUGUUUUCACGUGCUGGAACUGCUUUUCGAUGAGUCCGCCAUGCCCAGAGGAAUGGAGGAUCCACACCUGGGUUUGGCUUCCUUCUCUAUGUUUGGCUCUCUGGGGGCCACUAUGCAAGUUGUUCUUAUCCUCUAUCUGAUGGUGUCUUCAGUGGUGGGUUUCUACAGCUCUCCUCUCUUCAGCAGCCUUCUGCCUCGAGCUGAAGACACGAACCUCACACAGAUCAUAGGGAACUGUGUGUCUCUCCUGGUGCUCAGUUCGGCUCUGCCUGUGUUCUCCCGUACUCUGGGAAUCACAAGGUUUGAUCUGCUUGGGGACUUUGGACGGUACAACUGGCUGGGAAACUUCCACAUAGUCUUCCUGUAUAAUAUGCUUUUCGCUGGUCUCACCUCCGCCUGUUUAAUCAACACGGUCACGUGGGCCGUGCAGAGGGAACUCAUCCGUGCCUUUGGUCUCCAUCGCCUGCCUUUUACCGUGUCCCGAUCGGCAGUCCAUGUCAGGCUCCUGUUGACAAGUGGACUCUCAAAAAUCCAGUGAUUUUAGCACUUUUCUGGUACAUCAGUGGAGGAAGUAUUUUUAAAUGCAGUGGAAGAUUUCAGACCAGAGGCAAGACGUGUUCAGUAUGUCAGCCUACGGAUGACCAGAAGGCUGGUGGAGGAAUGAGGUGUCUUGCAGUCUGGUGAAGGUCAAAGCAGCUGCCUGUGAAGUGAUGAUCAUCGCUUCACCUACAGGACCUCAAGCGUUUAAGCUUUCACUGCAGGUUUUAUUGCAGGUACCGUGUGGCUCCACAAACACGGGAAGUUCUUCAAGAGGGGUCAAGGCUGCCUUCAGGUUCUCUAAAGGUCAUGUGUUUACAUUUUCUGACCAAAUGCCUUAAUGAAACAUGCGCACUGGCUGUCAGAGGUGCGACUCCGACACCUAAACAUUCACUGACGCUAUUUCAGAGAAUGACCUCAUAAACUCAACUGUCCCUUUCCUGUUAAGCUCGGCCAAGACGCCUUCCUCCCACCCACCACUAUUUUUAGUGUGCAUCCAUCCCAUUGCUGUUCUUCAGUGGGUCUUAAUGACACUUUCGGAGGAAGGCCGUCGCAGGAAGCCCAGUUUGAUGAGAGAGGGAGGAUACAGGAUGCUCUUUACAUUUUGAUGAAACAACCUCGUUAGAGUGAAUAGGGAGUAUGUUUCUCCUCGUGGAGUUUUUUUUCCCCUCAGUGUUCAAAAAGCUCUUAAGCGCCAAGUUAAUGUUUUAUAGUUGAGUUUCAUGUGAAGCUUAAUUCAAACUUGCCUUCGAGAUCCUUUUGUGAUAAAUCCAGGUUUUUAAAACUGUCUUGGACCAUUGUAACUGUGAAUAUUAUUUUUUUAUGUGGUAAUUAAGCAUGUGCAAUAAUAUAUUUGUAGUGUGUGUUGGAUGUGAGAUUAUGUUCCAUCAGUGCCAGUCCUAAAUACAUGACACGCAGUGUUUAGUCUCUGAAAUGCAAACACUUUUUAAUUACUGAUAUACAGGGAGAAUUAGCUUGCAUAACUGACGGUGAUGCCGCUUUUCUUCUCUGGGACUAUUUAUAAUCGUUUUUUGUUUUUUUGUGUGUGUGUGUGUGUGUGUGUGUGUGUGUGUGUGUGUGUUUUACAAACUAUUUAUACCUUUCGCUUUUACUUCAUUUGCUGUAUCAGCAUGUUUUAAACAAAUGUUCUACAAGCAAUGGCCAGAAGGGGACAGUGUAUUCCAGUCAGACUGCAAGGUUUUAUUUAAUGUGCUUUAUUUCUCCUCCGAUGGAAUGGCAUUGAAAAAUCUUUCCUUUUUUUUUUUUUUUUUUUUUUUUUUUUUUUUUUUUUUUUUUUGCUCUCUUACACUACCUUAUCAAUGAUGAGCUCACUUUUUCCACAAUAUGCAUUUGUAUUGCACAAUAUGCGUAUUGUAUAUGCAUGUGGUUGAUGUAGCUGGUAGAAAGAUUGAAAGUCAUUUUGAGCUGUCUUAAUUAGCAAUUAUGAUCUAAUCGGUCUUUAAUUGUUAAAAAGGUUUUUUUUUUUUUUUAAAUCCAAAGAAAAAUCUGUACCAGUCUGUACCAAUACAAUGACAAGGGUAUAAAAACAUUAAUGAAUUUGCCAAACACAAUUACACACUGUUUACAUUGUCUGUUAAUGAACAUUUGAAUCACACAAAAGAACAAUAAAUGUAUUUUCAUCCGUUUUUUUUUCUUCUAAACACUGUGUCUUUGUCCUUUGUGUAGGAAGAUUGUUAGUUACUUGAAUGGCUGUAAAGGGCAACAGUUGAAGUACAUCUUUCCAGAAGUGUUGCGUAAAAGGAUUAAAGUUCCUGUCAUGCUAAGCGCUAUGCCACCUCUUCGAUUCCGUCCUUGUUUUGUUGGGCUUGUGUGCCCUUUUUUUAUUUUUAUUUAGACGCCUACCCACUAUGCAGAGCUGUCCAGCUUUAAUCAGCAGCGCCUUUGUGUCCAGGGUCUGUCAGCACGCCUGUAGAAAGGGACACAAUGCUGCUUCUCCAGCCUCUGCUUUCCUCCACGCAGAUGCCCCUGGCACAUAAACCUCUACAUCAUCAUCAUCAUCAUCAUCAUCAUCAGAGCCCCGGCCACGUGCACUCUCUCCUUCACCGCCCUACCACUGGCGUCCGUUUUCUGUGACUAGUGUUCAUUUCCUUUUCCUUUUUGUCCAUCAUUCGGAACAGAAAAAGAAGCCCCGGUCUUCUGAUUGCCAUUUCUUGUCGGAUGUCUUAAUUGAGGAUAGUUUUGAUUUUUGUAGCUGUUUUCUCUCUGUGUUUCCUCUGUGCAAGUGCUGAUAAUAACCUACGCAACAGCAGACACUCUAUGUACAUGGAAACAUUUUCUUUUUAAAUAAGGUUUUUUUUUUUGUUUAGUUUUUUUAAAUGCACCUAUUCCUCUUAGUUACCAUUGACAUGGAUUAUUUAGGAAAGAAUGGAAACUCUUGUUUUUUGCGUACAUUUUCUUUCCUUAUCAGCUUAUCUUAUUGGGGGUUGGGGGUUCUGGGCAGAAGUCCUUGUCGCAAAUUCAUUGUAUUUCUCUUCCUGAAGGUGGUGUAAAGGGUGGACACACAUCACAGCUUUAGUGUAACUGAGGCCAUUUGACUGGUCAGAUUUACUUCAGCAUAUCGGACACAAAGCGGGACACAGCCGGCUUUUCGUGGGAUGUGAUAGGCUAUCUUUAUUGUCAAAGCAUAAGAAUGAAGAGGGGGGAAAAGACUUAGAUUAGCUUUUUGAAGUGUGAGCCAAAGUGCACUAGGAGUUAUUAUUCCUACAGGCAAAUAGAAAACUGGUGGCAGGAAAAGGCGAGACUUCUUGUUAAUCGGCUGAUAAUAGGCCAUGCUGUCCGCCUGCCCGUGCGUACCCACACCCUCACUGCACACUCACAGCACACUUACUUCACACACUUCACAAGAGAUUAAUACUGUGAGCACAAUUUUGUGAAAUUUUUACAUUUUGGCAACACAGUUAGCUGAUUUGACCUUUUUUGUGUCCAACUGAUUUUACCUUUUCAAAUAUGUACAUAAGGUAAGGAUAAACACCAUUUUAAACAUUUAAACAAAGUGUCUUAUACAACAUCCUAUGUGCAUAUUUCAGAUAAAUAACUUUAAUAAAACAUUAAUAAAACCUC